ACUGUGGGUGACGUCAGGGGGUCCAAGAGAAGAAGCUUCGGAGGCAGCGAGCGGAGCAGGAGCAGCAAUUGGGGAGCGGGAGGGCGCAGGAAGCGGAGGGGGGGCCCGGCGGCUGAGGCAACAGCAGCAGCGAGAGGAGAGCAGAGCGGAGCAGAGGAGGGGGGAGAAGCCCGCGGGGCAGGAAGAGCCGGCUCGGGAAGGGAGGGGCCGCAGCAGCCAGGGGGAGGCCUCCGCGCAGGCGCAGAGCGAGGCUCGGACCCCCCCUCCCCCCCAGCGCCAAAAGGGGUCCUGACAGGACAAGGGGAGCAGCGCGAGACUCCGCCCGGGGGGGCACCAUGUCCUCCCCCAGCCCGGGCAAGAGGCGGAUGGACACCGACGUGGUCAAGCUUAUCGAGAGCAAACAUGAAGUCACAAUACUUGGCGGACUCAACGAAUUUGUAGUGAAGUUCUAUGGACCACAAGGAACACCGUACGAAGGUGGAGUGUGGAAAGUUAGAGUGGACCUUCCUGACAAAUACCCCUUCAAAUCGCCAUCUAUAGGAUUCAUGAAUAAAAUUUUCCAUCCUAACAUCGAUGAAGCGUCAGGAACGGUAUGUCUAGAUGUAAUUAACCAGACUUGGACAGCCCUCUAUGAUCUCACCAAUAUAUUUGAGUCGUUCCUGCCCCAGUUGUUGGCCUAUCCCAACCCCAUAGACCCCCUUAAUGGUGACGCGGCAGCCAUGUACCUUCACCGACCAGAAGAAUACAAACAGAAAAUUAAAGAAUACAUUCAGAAAUAUGCAACAGAGGAAGCACUCAAAGAGCAGGAAGAAGGAACCGGGGACAGCUCUUCGGAGAGUUCCAUGUCUGACUUUUCAGAAGAUGAGGCCCAGGAUAUGGAAUUGUAGUAAACGAGGUGCCCUGCUUUUCAGAGAGACUCUUGACUUCCUUUAACCGUGCGCUGAGAAGCAGACAAUAAUAUUCAUAUUUAAACAAAAGCAAUUUUUUAUUACUAAACAAGGUUUUUAUGAAUAAUAGCAUUGAGAUAUAUAUAUACAUAUAUAUAUAUCACCCUUUAGAUCUUGA
Heteronotia binoei (common prickly gecko) is the source of this 1065-nucleotide messenger RNA. RefSeq names its product ubiquitin conjugating enzyme E2 H (gene UBE2H). Gene Ontology annotation, molecular function: ubiquitin conjugating enzyme activity. Gene Ontology annotation, biological process: ubiquitin-dependent protein catabolic process; protein polyubiquitination. Gene Ontology annotation, cellular component: nucleus. NCBI's taxonomy places the organism in Eukaryota, Metazoa, Chordata, Lepidosauria, Squamata, Gekkonidae. Bases 336 to 887 code for a protein of 183 amino acids. The transcript has 7 exons. The record is from RefSeq and is a predicted model, not a curated record.